ACUGACAUGAUGGAGCUCUAUCUCGACCUGCACUCCCAGCCCUGCCGCUCCGUCUUCCUGUUUGCAAAAGCGGUCGGGAUUCCCUUUGAGUUUAAGUUGGUGGACCUCGCUGCAGGGCACCAGUACAGCGAAGAGUUUGAAAAAAUCAGCCUCAUGAGGAAGGUUCCCGUCAUGAAGGAUGGAAGCUUCGUUCUGACUGAAAGUGUUGCGAUCCUGAAGUACCUGGUGCAGAAACAUUCGUCGUCAGUGGCAGAUCACUGGUAUCCAGCUGACCUGCAGCAGCGAUCUCGUGUUAAUGAAUACCUGUCCUGGCAGCACAUGAACCUCAGAGCUCACGGGUCAAAGGUCUUCCUGCUCAGAGCUCUUUAUUCUGUCAUCAUGGGCUGCGAGGUCCCGAAGGAGAAGAUGGACUCUGCUGUGGAGGAUCUGAAUCUGUCGCUCAAAAUGCUGGAGGAGAAGUUCCUGCAGAACAAACCGUUCAUCAUCGGCGACAAAAUCUCUCUGGCUGAUCUGGUGGCUAUAGUGGAGAUCAUGCAGCCUGUUGGAACCGGCCUGGAUGUGUUUGAAAGCCGGCCGAAGCUGACCGCCUGGAGAGAGCGAGUGAAGAAGGCGCUCGGUGAAAAGUUGUUUGACGAAGGUCACGAGGAGAUCAUGACGGUGGGCAGCCUGCCGCAGAAGCUGCAGAACAACAGCGAGCUGGAGAUGCUCAAACAAAAGUAUCAGAAGUUUUUCCGCUGAGUACAAACGGAGAUCAGACGACAGUCAAUGAUGUCAAUAAUGAUCUUAAUUUGUUUGUAGCUUCAUGGUUGUAGUUGUAUCGGAGGUUUGAUCAGCAGAAUUCUUGUGCAGGUUUGUGAUGAAGUACUGAGAAAUCACUUAACCAGCUUUCAGCUAUUAAACUGUUUGGAAAACUGUGCACAUUGUGUAAAACAUCUUUAAUGUGUUCAUCUACUGCAGGUAAACACUGCUGUUAAGUCGCUAUCUGCAGAAAUGGAACAUAAUUUGAUUUGACGACAACAAAUCUUUAUUUUCAUGCUGUACAUUAUGAAGGAGAAUGAGAACUAAUGU
Molecule: messenger RNA, 1068 nt
Organism: Cottoperca gobio
Lineage: Eukaryota; Metazoa; Chordata; Actinopteri; Perciformes; Bovichtidae
Gene: gstt1a
Product: glutathione S-transferase theta 1a
Exons: 5
Coding region: 7-738 (243 amino acids)
Biological process (GO): glutathione metabolic process
Cellular component (GO): cytoplasm
Molecular function (GO): glutathione transferase activity
Source: RefSeq, a predicted model, not a curated record